Messenger RNA from Camelus dromedarius (Arabian camel), 942 nucleotides. RefSeq names its product olfactory receptor 8K3-like. Lineage: Eukaryota; Metazoa; Chordata; Mammalia; Artiodactyla; Camelidae. Gene Ontology annotation, biological process: sensory perception of smell; G protein-coupled receptor signaling pathway. The transcript has a single exon. The coding region runs from base 1 to 942 and encodes 313 amino acids. Gene Ontology annotation, molecular function: olfactory receptor activity; G protein-coupled receptor activity; odorant binding. Gene Ontology annotation, cellular component: membrane. The record is from RefSeq and is a predicted model, not a curated record.
AUGGAAACGCACAAUGGAACCGCGCUGAGCGAGUUCAUUCUCAUGGGCAUCACAGACCGCCCUGAGCUGCAGGCUCCGUUAUUUGGGCUCUUCCUCGUCAUCUACAUGAUCUCAGUGGUGGGCAACUUGGGCAUGGUCAUCCUCACUAUGGUGGACACCAGGCUACAGACACCCAUGUACUUCUUCCUCAAACAUCUGUCUCUCACUGAUCUGGGUUAUUCAACAACCGUGGGACCCAAAAUGUUAGCAAGUUUUGUUGUGGAUGAAAAUACAAUCUCCUAUUACUUUUGUGCCACACAAGGAGCUUUCUACAUUAUGUUCAUCAUUAGUGAAUUUUUCAUUCUGUCACUAAUGUCCUAUGACCGCUACGUGGCCAUCUGUAACCCUCUGCUCUACACAGUCAUCAUGUCACAAAGGGUGUGUCAGCUGCUGGUGGCAGUCCCCUAUCUCUAUAGCACAUUUGUGUCUCUUCUAGUCACUGUAAAGAUAUUUAAUUUAUCCUUCUGUGGCUACAAUGUCAUCAGUCAUUUCUACUGUGACUGUCUUUCCUUGUUAUCUUUGCUCUGCUCAGAUAUGCAGGAUAUUGAAUUGAUUAUUAUGAUUUUCUCAGUGUUUAAUUUGAUUUCAUCCCUUCUGGUGGUUCUUGUCUCUUACCUGUGUAUCCUUGUAACCAUUCUCAGGAUGAACUCCACUGGGGGUCGGCACAAGGCUUGGUCUACCUGUGGAUCCCACCUGACAGUGGCGACAGUGUUCUAUGGGACUUUAUUCUUUAUGUAUUUGCAGCCCAAGUCCAGACAUUCCUUUGAUACUGACAAAGUGACUUCUAUAUUUUAUACCCUCAUUAUCCCCAUGUUGAAUCCCUUGAUCUAUAGCUUGAGGAACAAAGAUGUAAAAUAUGCUGCUAAUAGGAUAUGGAGAAAAAUAUGCAAUAUCUUUUCUUAA